Messenger RNA from Penicillium lagena, 225 nucleotides. RefSeq lists its product as uncharacterized. Lineage: Eukaryota; Fungi; Ascomycota; Eurotiomycetes; Eurotiales; Aspergillaceae. The coding region runs from base 1 to 225 and encodes 74 amino acids. The record is from RefSeq and is a predicted model, not a curated record. The transcript has a single exon.
AUGACUACUCCGAAGAUCAUUUUCAGAUCUCUGUAUUAUACUCUGGGGGCUGUUCUAGCAUCCCCAUCCUCUCCCGAUACCGUGGUCAUCACUCGUCGCACAAAACACGAGGCGGUCGUGGCGAAGAAGUCGGCCUGUACCACGUCUCGACACCCCUGCGUCGAAUCCAGUGCCUCGGAAUUCGGAUGUCGCGUCUCACCAGACCCGACAAUCCGAGACACCUGA